Spinacia oleracea (spinach) is the source of this 2196-nucleotide messenger RNA. RefSeq lists its product as uncharacterized. The transcript has 5 exons. The record is from RefSeq and is a predicted model, not a curated record. Gene Ontology annotation, biological process: regulation of DNA-templated transcription. Gene Ontology annotation, molecular function: DNA-binding transcription factor activity. NCBI's taxonomy places the organism in Eukaryota, Viridiplantae, Streptophyta, Magnoliopsida, Caryophyllales, Amaranthaceae. Bases 532 to 1662 code for a protein of 376 amino acids.
AUCCCAUAAAAAAUAUCACGUGCUAAACUCAAUCCAAAGAAAAACACCACGAACAUAUUUACAUAUCUCUCGCUCUUCCCACACACACUCUGUCUCUACCACUUUCUCUCUCUUCUUUCUCUAUCUAUCUGUAUUUUUCCGGUGACACUUUUUCCGGCGCUCAACAUUCGACGCUUAUUCAUUUCGAUAAACAUCUUGCUGGACUUUUUCUUGAUUCCUCUCUUCUUUUCAUCUUCAAUUCAAUUCAAUUCAACUUCUCUGCAAUUUUACUCAGAUCUGCAACUCUCUAAUUUGCCGGCGAUUUCUCUCUCGUCCUUCUUAGUUUUUCGCCGGCGAAGGAAUCUCCGACGAAUUCAAUCUUUUAUCAGCUGGAAUAUUCGAAAGGAAUCUUAUGUUAGGGUUGUAAUCGUGUUUUGUCGACGCUCUGCGGUAAUCUUUCGUCGACCUAACCCUAGCUCGUUGCCUAGUAUUAAAUUGUUCAAGUUGUUGAUAUAGGAAUCUCCUCUUCCAGGUAAUUGUUGCAUCUAGGAUAUGGCAAAUCCCAAAGGGUCUGCAAACUUCAGAAACCUGAUGCAAAAUGGGAAGAACUCUCUACUUCCCCCUAAAAGUCCAUUUCCCAGCAUCACUCCGUCUUACCCUGAUUAUGGACCCAACACAUGUUUGGGAUCAAAACUUGCCUCAAAGUGCAGAGAUGGAAAUGCGUAUCAUCAAAGAACUUCGUCAGAGAGCGUUAUAGAUGAGCAGCCUUCUUGGUUGGAUGAACUUCUAAAUGAGCCAGAUACCCCUGUACGAAAAGGUCAUCGCCGUUCAUCAAGUGAUUCUUUUGCUUAUCUUGAUGCUGCCAGUAUGUCCAACAUUGAUUAUAUGCCGGUGUCGCGUGAUGAAAGCAAGUUCAGACCUAUGGUGUCUGCUCCAUUAUGGGGAUCGCAAAACUUUGAUCUUAUGAGAGAAGCUCCACAAGGGUCUCUUUACCACGAUUCUAACUUUUAUGGGAAACGUAAUAAGAAUAGGGCACUGGAAUUGAAAUUGACUCCCCCAAAUCAUACUAGCGGUUUGCGCUUAUCCAGGGAUAACGUUAUUAUCCAAAGCACUGGAGGAUCUUCUGCUCUGCUUGAAGCGAAUCCAAUUCCAGUUGAGAAGCAAGAUCAAAGUGAAUCUGGUUCUUAUGAUCUCAGAACUUCCUCUGAGAAGAAAGAUGGUUCCCAUGCCAAAACUCCAUCUGAAAAUGAUACAAAACGUGCUAAGCAGCAAUUUGCUCAACGUUCAAGGGUUCGGAAGCUUCAGUACAUAGCUGAGCUAGAAACUAAUGUGCAGGCACUACAGGCUGAGGGGUCUGAAGUUUCAGCACAGCUUGAGUUUCUCAAUCAACAAAAUUUAAUCCUAAGCAUGGAGAAUAAAGCUCUGAAACAACGUUUGGACAACUUGGCUCAGGAGAAGCUCAUCAAAUACUUGGAGCAUGAAGUUUUGGAAAGGGAGAUAGGUCGUCUUCGGGCUUUAUACCAACAGCAGCAGCAGCCACCACCACCACCACCACAACGACCGUCAUCUAGCCACAGGCGGACAAACAGCAGAGAUCUCGAUUCUCAGUUUGCAAAUCUCAGUUUAAGGCCAAAGGAGGCUAGUUCUGGGUCGGACUCCUUUAGCGGUCCAGUUGGUAUUUGAACUUGCGAUUUUCAGAGAGGAAUUUGUAUGUGCUUUGUAUCCUCGAAUCACAGUUGCCACGCUGGUUUAGCUGUCAUCUCUGGUGCAGGAUUGGUCCCGUUUAAAGGUGACCUGUGGCUCGGAUAACCUAAUUUAUUUUUUUCCGUUCAGUUUUUGGUUUUCCAUUGAAUUAAAUUAUUAUUGUCGUGCACCUGGUGGCCGUCUCACUGGAAUGGAAGGAAAUUCUUUUACCAGGUAGAUGUCUUGCCUGAGGUGGUUAAGGGAAAAGGGUACUUGUCUUAAUUCAUGUGUGAUUUAGCAAUCACUAAUUUAAGAAUUUGUUUAUCCCAAUGUUUUGCCUUUUGCUCAUAGCAAUUGUCAGAUAUGGAACCCUGCAGAAAGCAGGAGUGAAUAUGGGGUGUUACUUGUAAUGCAUCAUUGAUGAAGCAGCUUUCUGUAAUGAGCAUUUUUAGUGACAGUUCGGCCUUAUUAUUUCAGUUGUAAAUUUUUUAAUGUGCAGUAAAUUAGUUUUUCCUGUUUUGUGGCAUGAUCUAA